Hibiscus syriacus is the source of this 1085-nucleotide messenger RNA. RefSeq names its product probable plastidic glucose transporter 2. Gene Ontology annotation, molecular function: hexose transmembrane transporter activity. The coding region runs from base 268 to 744 and encodes 158 amino acids. Gene Ontology annotation, cellular component: membrane. Gene Ontology annotation, biological process: monosaccharide transmembrane transport. The transcript has 5 exons. NCBI's taxonomy places the organism in Eukaryota, Viridiplantae, Streptophyta, Magnoliopsida, Malvales, Malvaceae. The record is from RefSeq and is a predicted model, not a curated record.
UAGAAAAGAAGAGAAUAACCACUGCCGUGCUCUGUUUCUUAAGAAAAAGCCUUCCUCUCCCCAGUCUCCACUCAUCGUUAACCUUCUCUCCCGGCGCACAGCAAUAUUGGGAGCUCUCUCUCUUUCGCCAAGUUUCGGCACCUUUCAGUAAAUGUCUCAUUGAAAUUCUCGGAUGAUCACGUACGGCAGAUCUGACAAAUCAUCUUAAGCAAGCAGCACGGUCCUUACAAAAAUACAUAAGGUCAGAACUGGCUGCUCUAGUUUGGGAUGUGGAGUCGUCAGCGUGAAGCAUUCUCCACUUACAAGAGGAUGCCAUUAAGAGAUCAUUCAACCGUAGUUGAUGAUGUAGAAGAUAACUCGGCUCUCCUACAGAACAGCAUGGACAUGGAAACUACAAAUCCUUCAUGGUUGCUUUCCUUUCCGCAUGUAGUAGUGGCAAUCAUAACUUCACUCCUAUUUGGCUACCACCUUGGGGUAGUUAAUGAACCACUUGAAAGCAUCUCUAUAGAUUUAGGUUUCAGUGGCAAUUCUCUGGAUGAAGGUCUGGUGGUGAGUACAUGUUUGGGUGGUGCCUUUAUUGGAUCAUUGUUCAGUGGUUGGGUUGCUGAUGGUGUCGGACGUCGUAGGGCCUUUCAGUUGUGUGCUCUGCCUAUGAUUAUUGGCGCUGCUACAAGGUUAUAUACAUUGCUAAUGAAAUGGUUGAAUGAUUUAUUUUCAAGCUAUGUGUUGUAUUUUAUUUCUUAAUACUGCAAAUGAUAGCUUUUGAUUUAAAUUUAAUCCCAUGUUUUUAUAAUCUAUUUGUUUUAAUUUGUUGCAAAUUAUUUGUAUAUUUUCUAGUAAGAUGGAUUAGAGAUAUAAAACUCUGACCUUGAGGGAAACUCGUGUUUUACUACAAAUCUUCUAUCUUGAAUGAAGUAAGACUAACUAGCGGCCUAGGACCUUGCUUGAUGGUUUCUUCCACUUUGAUCUGUUAUAGCUUUUUACUCUAACAUCUUUGCUUGUGUAGAGGUCACGUUUUAAACUUGUUCAUUAUGUGUCAUGUAUAUAAGGUUUUGUUGUCUUUAUAAUCUUUUGUUUGCUAAAAG